AUGACCGAAACCGUCCGCCCAGCAUUCGCAGACCGUGAGCGCCCUCUCCUCAGCUACGGCAUCCCCUUCCCCACCGCAGCCGCCGACCACGUCGCCGAGACAUUCGGUGCCUCGCGUGUCUACGUGAUCUGCUCUGGAUCUCUGGCACGGAAUACAGAUGCCUUGGACCGAUUGACUGCAGCGCUGGGCGCUGAGAAGGUCGUGGGGUGUCGCAUUGGAAUGCAGAGUCAUACGCUGUGGUCAGAGGUAUUGGAGAUUGUGGAGGAGGCAAGGAGUGUACGGGCGGAUUUACUGUUGACGCUGGGGGCUGGCAGUUUGACGGAUGGCGCGAAGAUUAUUGCUUUCGCCCUCGCCAACCAAGUCCAAACCAUCUCCGACCUCGAAUCCCUCGCCGAAGGCCCCAACAAACGCUCUCAAAUCCAUCCACCCACGAUCCCAAUAAUCUCCGUCCCAACCUCCCUCUCCGCAGGCGAAUACUCCAAUUUCGCCGGCGGCACCGAGGACAACUCCCGCCGUAAAUACAGCUUCCAAGCACCCCUCCGCGGACCGGAGCUCAUCAUCCUCGACCCUGAACUUGUCGAAACCACGCCGGACUCGAUCUGGUUGAGUACGGGGAUUCGGGCGGUGGAUCACUGCGUGGAGACGCUUUGUGCGGUUGUGGGUGUGACGCCGGCGUCGGAUGAGCUUGCGGAGCAUGCGUUGGGUUUGUUGGUGCCUGGGUUGUUGCGGUGUAAGAGGGAUCGGGGGAAUCGGGAGGCUCAUUUGCAGUGUCAAUUGGGAUCGGUGGAUGCGAUGGCUGCUUGUACAAGUGGUUCGGUGGAGUUGGGGGCUAGUCAUGGGAUUGGACAUCAGCUCGGCCCCUUGGGCGUUGGACACGGCGAGACAAGUUGCAUCUUACUCCCAGCGGUGUGCAAGUUCAAUGCUAAGCACAACGCGAAUCGCGAGCGGCAAGCGCGAGUGCGUGAAUUCCUCAUCCGUGAUCCCGUCGUCGCGGAGGUUCUACGCUCUCGUUCUACCAAGGUGGAGGACUCGGAUUUGGGCGAUAUCCUGGAUGUGGUGAUUCGCGAAUUGGGCAUGCCGCGGUCUCUGGCAGAUGUGAGGGUGGGCCGGGAUAAGUUGGAUGCCCUGGCCAAGCACAGUUUGCAUGACCGGUGGUGUCAGACGAAUCCGGUGCCGCUGAAGGAGAAAGAGCAAGUCUUGGAGAUUCUAGAAAUGGUAGUCUGA
Penicillium daleae is the source of this 1224-nucleotide messenger RNA. Its product is annotated as iron-containing alcohol dehydrogenase. The record is from RefSeq and is a predicted model, not a curated record. Gene Ontology annotation, molecular function: metal ion binding; alcohol dehydrogenase (NAD+) activity. The transcript has 3 exons. Bases 1 to 1224 code for a protein of 407 amino acids. Gene Ontology annotation, cellular component: mitochondrion. Lineage: Eukaryota; Fungi; Ascomycota; Eurotiomycetes; Eurotiales; Aspergillaceae.